UAUAUUGCUGCUAGCUCCUGCAUUAAUGGAGUGAGAAGGAGCAGAGUGGGACCUGAGAUUCCAUGAAAGAAAUUGUAAGCCUAUCCACAAUAAACAGUUAGCUGAGUCAGCAUGGUGCAGCAUCCAAUGGAUAAGCCUUGGAAAAACCAAUUUCCACCACACCCAAAUCAACCAUGAGUAACCCCACACCCCCACAACCUUUUACUCUGUUAUUUUCUAUAUAAACGCAUGAACCCCUCCCUCCUCCUUCACUUCAAAACUCUCAACCUCAGCUUCCUCAAUGCUUGCCUCAUCCUCAACCCAAUUUCUCCAAUACCCAUUUCAAACCACCCUAUACCGACAACAACCUCAAACAAAACCGCCCUCUCUCAGAUUUCGCCCGCAUAAAACCGUUGCAGCUUGUACGGCGACAGGGGAGCAGACGACAGAGACACAGCAGCUUCGUUUUCGGGCUCAUCGAAUGGCUUCAACUGUUUCGUUGUACGAGGUUCUUGGGAUCCCCAUGAGCGCGAGUUGCCACGAGAUCAAGGCCGCCUAUAGGAGGCUGGCGAGAAUGUGCCACCCUGAUGUGGUGGCUAUCAACCGGAAAGAAACGUCGGCCGACGAGUUCAUGAAGAUCCAUACAGCGUAUUCCACGUUGUCCGACCCCGACAAACGUGCUUGUUAUGAUAGAGAGAUUUAUCGGUAUCGGCCGCGGCCCUAUGCUGCUUCGUCGGCGGCCAUGGCGACGGCGAUGUCUGGGUUCUCGGGAUAUACUAGCAGGAACUGGGAGACCGACCAGUGUUGGUAGCUAAAAUUAGAUUUAUAAUCAUAAAUAUAUACAUACGUAUAUAUCAGUAUAUGUAUGUAUAUUAUAUUAUAUAUAGGAUCAUCAUCCUGUUCUUCACUUUCUGUAAUCAAUGUUUUGAGAUUUGAAAGCAGAGUAGAGAGAAGUAAGAACAGAGCUAACGAUGCCGUUUCUUUUUUGUAAUGGGCAUUCCUAGCUUUUCACUUUUUAGAGAGGGCCCUGAAAAAUGUUUUCAGGUAUAUAUAUAUAUAUAUAUAUAUAUAUAUAUAUAUAUAUAUAUAUAAUUUGUAUGUCUUUUAAUCCACUUUUUGAGUUCAUAAUUUCAUAAUUAAUUUAUAUC
This is a messenger RNA of Corylus avellana, 1127 nucleotides long. Its product is annotated as chaperone protein dnaJ 11, chloroplastic. NCBI's taxonomy places the organism in Eukaryota, Viridiplantae, Streptophyta, Magnoliopsida, Fagales, Betulaceae. The record is from RefSeq and is a predicted model, not a curated record.